This is a messenger RNA of Phoenix dactylifera (date palm), 1179 nucleotides long. RefSeq names its product putative phospholipid hydroperoxide glutathione peroxidase. Lineage: Eukaryota; Viridiplantae; Streptophyta; Magnoliopsida; Arecales; Arecaceae. Gene Ontology annotation, molecular function: peroxidase activity. The record is from RefSeq and is a predicted model, not a curated record. Gene Ontology annotation, biological process: response to oxidative stress.
CAAGCGCUGAAACGGUAGUCGCAAGGUGGGCCGGCGUACGCCAAACCCACGUGGUUCCACUUGCUUCCCCAGGUUCCUUUCCCUUCUCCUCCCUCCUCCCAUGACCCAAACCUCCCUAUUGAUCGAAGCCAAACCUCCCAACCGACUGCGAGAGCCCUCCUCCGCCGCCGAUGUCGUCCAUGGCCACCGCCUCCACCCUCUUCUCCGCCACCAGCGCUUCACUCCACGGCUUCGCUCGGCCCGGAAGGACGAAUGCUCCGGCCCUGGCGUUCCUCCAUCUCUCUUCCAAAUUACCUUCGGGGUUCCCCAAAACCCCAUUCCGGGAUUAUAGGUGUUCUUCCCAGUUCCAGAAAAAUCCCGGCUUUGCGGCGAAACCGCUGAGGACGACGGGUGUGGCUUACGCUACCGCUGCCACGGAGAAGAGCAUCCACGAUUUCACCGUCAAGGAUAUUGAGGGGAAGGAUGUUUCUCUAAGCAAAUUCAAGGGGAAAGUACUAUUGAUUGUGAAUGUUGCUUCCAAAUGUGGGUUGACGACAUCAAAUUACACUGAACUCUCCCACAUCUAUGAGAAGUACAAAACACAAGGAUUUGAUAUUCUGGCUUUUCCCUGCAAUCAGUUUGGGGGACAAGAACCAGGAUCUAAUUCGGAAAUAAAGCAGUUUGCUUGUACGAGGUACAAAGCAGAAUUCCCUAUUUUUGAUAAGGUUGAUGUUAACGGACCAAACACUGCUCCAGUUUAUCAGUUUCUUAAGUCUAGUGCUGGAGGAUUUUUGGGUGAUCUUGUCAAGUGGAAUUUUGAGAAGUUCUUGGUAGACAAAAAUGGUAAGGUUGUGGAGAGAUACCCACCUACAACUUCGCCUUUCCAGAUUGAGAGGGAUAUCCGGAAACUCCUUGCAGCCUAAAGUACUUGGAUCCAAUACAAAUGCAAAUACAGCACUAUGCCAUGCAUGCCAGUGUUUACCUUAGACUACUUGGAAGCUUGUUAUUUUAGUAGUCCUUUCAUGCAGCAACCAGAUGGUUUUGUAGUUCGUAUUCAGUAGCCUCGCUCUAUGUUCUGAUCAUAUGUCAUUAAGUUCACAAGCAUGAAGAGAAAAGAUAUUUUAAUAGCAUUGUACUUUGGUAUCUAUUUAUUGAUUUGUUCCGAAAAUAAAGCACCAUUAUAAUAACUAUUCAUAGCCA